Molecule: messenger RNA, 977 nt
Organism: Octodon degus (degu)
Lineage: Eukaryota; Metazoa; Chordata; Mammalia; Rodentia; Octodontidae
Product: TRAF family member-associated NF-kappa-B activator
Exons: 1
Biological process (GO): canonical NF-kappaB signal transduction
Source: RefSeq, a predicted model, not a curated record
AUGAUUCACCUGUCAUUUACUACGCCCUUCAUAGUAAUGCUAAAGGACAAAGAGGAAUGGAUAAAAAUAUUGGUGAGCAACUCAAUAAAGCAUAUGAAGCCUUUCGUCAGGCAUGCAUGGAUAGAGAUACUGCAGUGAAAGAAUUACAGCAAAAGACUGAGAACUAUGAGCAGAGAAUACGUGAGCAACAGGAACAGCUGUCACUUCAACAAACUAUUAUUGACAAGCUAAAAUCACAGUUACUGCUUAUGAAUUCCAGUCGAGACAGCAGUUAUGCCUGUGUUCCUCCACUUGAUGAUGGUGAAACCAGGGAAAAUAAUCUGACUCUUGACCAGCCACAUGACCAAGUCAAAUCAGGAAUACCAAAAGAAAAGCAAUCAAAGGUCAGAAGACAAGAUGUUUCUUCCCCUAAAAAAGAAACUUCAUCAAGGAGUCCUGGCAGUCCUUUAGCCCAUGAAAGGGAUAAUUUAGAGAAGACUUUUUGGGCUCUGAAAGAAGAAUUUCAUAGAAUAUGUAUGCUAGCAAAAGCACAAAAGGACCACUUAAGCAAACUUAAUAUACCAGACAUUGCAAUUGAAACACAGUGCUCUGUACCUAUACAAUGUACAGAUAAAACAGGUAAACAAGAAGCGCUGUUUAAGCCUCAGGCUAAAGAUGAUAUAAAUAGAGGUUCAUCGUGUAUUACAUCUGUCGCACCAAGAGGACUAGGUCGAGACGAGGAAGACACCUCUUUUGAAUCACUUUCCAAAUUCAAUGUCAAGUUUCCACCUAUGGACAGUGACUCAACUUUCUUACAUAGCGCCACAGAGAAACCCAGCAUCCUUGCCCCUGCCACAUCUGAGGCAGUGUGCCCAAACAAAUUUAAUAUGGAGCUCAGAGACAACCGAGGAAACAUCGUUAAAACAGAAGAAACUUUAUUUGAAAUUCAGGGACUUGAUCCCAUAGCUUCAGCUAUACAAAACCUUAAAACAACUGAC